CUCCAAGCCUUUGCCUUGCGUUGCCAUGGGCAGCGUCAACCAGAGCAGCCUCCUCCAUGGCAUGGCGGGAAAGCUCAGGGCCUCUUUGGUUGCCGCCAAAUGCAGCAAUCGAUUCGUUCGUUUGCCUGCAGCAGCAGCAGCAGUCGACUCUGCUCAUCACACGAGAUCAAGAUUUCUUUCGUCGCAGGUUGCCACGAGUAAGGUGUACGAGCAUCCAUCAUCAUCAUGGCGAAAGCCGGCCAGGACGUCGAGGAUGAUCUCCUCCGCCAUGGCCGCCGGCGCCGACGACGGCGACAGAGACGAGCUCCUCGGCUACGGGCUCAUGGUGGACGCCGCCUACCUGACCUACGACGCCGUCACGAAGCAGCAGCCCGGCGGCGGCGAGCGCUACGAAGCCGUCUUGUCCGGCGAGCUCGACAAGCUCAUCGCCACCGCCGAUGCCAGCCGCCGCCGCCGCCGGCACGUCGUCACCGCCCACUUCUUCGCCACCAUUGAGCCGCUCCAGGCGGUGCUCGACGCUCUGCCCGUCGUCGGCGGCGUGGACAAGACGUACUGGUUCGGCUACGUCGCCGUCGCCAGGCGCGGCGACUGCUGGGACGUCGUCGUCGCGUGGCGCGGCUCGUCGACGCUCGCCGACUGGAUGAUGGACAUGCAUGUCAUGAAUCUCGUCGACUUCGGCGGCGGCGCCGGCACCGCCGGCCAUGUGGCGGAGGGGUUCUACAACGUGUACACGUCCAAGGACGUGAAGGUGAAGCACGGCACGGUCAGCGCCAAGGAGCAGGCCGUCAUGGAGGUGAAGCGGCUGGUAGACCAUCUCCGACGGCGUUCCGGCGCCGCCGGCGAGAAGCCCGUCAAGGUGCGGGUGACCGUGACGGGGCACAGCCUCGGCGGCGCGGUGGCCGUGAUGACCGCCCACGACGUCGCGGCGGCGCUGGCCGCCGACGCCGACGCCGAGGGCGUUCGUGUCCGCGCCGUGACGUUCGGCGCGCCGCGCGUCGGCGACGACGCGUUCCGCCGCGCCGUCGCCGCGCGCGGCGUGGAGGUGUUCCGCGUCAUCGUCAAGCAGGACAUCGUGCCGAAGCUGCCGAUGGGGAAGGAGUACGUCGACGCCAGCGACGGCGACUACGACAUCAUCAAGCUCGACGACGGCGGCAACUGGUUGUCGCCGCUGGAGCUGAUCAGGGCGCACAGCCUGAACCUGUACCUGCAACUCAUCACCCUGCGUAACCCCGCCAUCACUUCCGUGCUCAGCAAUUCGAACAGCGAUGCGCCGCCGCCGCCGCCGGCGGUGAGAGAGGAGUGGGUGAAUAUGAAGGAGGAGGAGGGAUACAUGCGGCUGCCGCUGGAGAAGCUAGAAGAGGAGCUGGACAAGCUAGAGGGCCCAAGCCCAAGAAAGUGACCAAAGUUUGAAGCCCAUGACUGAAAUUUCCCUAACUUGGGCCAUGCUUCGAACGACUUCUGCAGAAACUAUUACUUUUGUAAUUUGUAUUUGCGUUCAUCCUAUUUUGUUUACUCCUCCUGUUUUGUUUAAUCUCCAGAUAAAUAAAAUGGCAUAUAUCGCUGUUUAAAUAUUUGCAUUUAAAUGGUUUGUAGUGAUCUUUUUCCAUAAUAACGUUAUAAAUUCCAGCAUCACGUCAGUGACAAUCUGACGACAAGAUGUUUACACGACAGAACAAGAAAAUGGAUAUGGGUUGUACAAAAUAAAUCAUUGCAUUUCUCAAUGGCUGCAAAAUUAACAAUCUUCCUUGAUAACAGAUAGAAGUAUAUAGAAGAAUUAGUUUUUUUUUCUGAAUACAAGUUAAUUUCUCAUUCCCCUCCGACAAACGCAUUUCUAGAUCUAUCCAACACUGUUAAUGCUAACCAGAAACCUGAUCUGAAAUAGUCUACGCCUAAUCUCCAGAAAUUUCAAGUUGGGAGUCAUCGACAAGUGUUCCUACAACCAUUUGGCCAGGAAACAAAAGAAUUGCACAAUAAAGUGGGUUAGUCCCUAUUUUACGAG
Molecule: messenger RNA, 1999 nt
Organism: Oryza sativa Japonica Group (Japanese rice)
Lineage: Eukaryota; Viridiplantae; Streptophyta; Magnoliopsida; Poales; Poaceae
Product: phospholipase A1-II 4-like
Biological process (GO): lipid metabolic process
Molecular function (GO): glycerophospholipase activity
Source: RefSeq, a predicted model, not a curated record